GAAGUCCCGGACAGUAACCCAUAUAAAGACAAGGCGCUUAAGAAAUUUCCAUCUAAAUCGUGUAGUCGGUGCGACCGAUACGACAGAAAUAUCACCGACUUUGAUAAACUCCUUGUUAUUCUCAGGCCCUACGGAUUUAGAUACUCCCAGAAAGACGCGGAUAAUUUUUAUUAUCAUUGCCACAGCAAAAAUCCAGAACGAUCCGCAAAAGUUAUUAUUGAAUCCCUGACCUUCCUCAAACCACCGUCGUCCUCGGAAGAAUUACUAGACAUCCUCACUACGAAAAAUUGGACACACCUGGAAACAAACCCUUUUGCCCCUCCAUCAGACGAAGAUAUUUUCGAUUUCACUCAAAAGAUUGAAGACUACCUGCUAAAUAAAGCACUCGAAGACGAAAAGAAAUUCCGACAACAAAGAGAAAAAGGCAAACAAAGAGCAAUUGCUUCUGGUAGUAAAACCCAGGCUGUCGAUUCACCAAUUCUCGGACCUCUCUACGAUCAAACAGUAACUCCACACGAUCAGAUACAGAAUAUCCGGAAAAGUUUAGACGGCUAUUUUACAAAUUACCAGGCUCAAACUGGACAUAGGUUUACACCUGCGGAACAAUACGAUUUUGAUAAUGACCAACCUUUUGGUGAUGAUCCACAGCCAGUAGACCUCGAUCGAGUUUUUAGUAUCGAUAAAGAAGACGAAGUAGACCUACAAUCAGAUGAAUUUGAAGAAAAAUCAGACGAAGAGUUCGAACAAGCCCUAGAACCAACCGAAGAAAAUAAUAUAAUAGUGGAUAUCAAUAAUCCAUAUUUCAACGCUUGGAAUCCGCAAGCAGAUCUACCUGUCUAUCAGCCUAAUCCUCAACCAUACAGACUUCCUUCACCACCACCAGACUUACCACAAAAUCUACCAAAUCCACCAGUAGCACCUCCAGUAGUACCUCAACAAAUUCCUCCAGUAGCUCCACCACCACCUCUGUUUAAUCCAGCCCCAUUCCAACCACCACAACAGCAACAAUAUCAAGGCGAAGAAAUGUCGCAAGCAUCAUACCCUACCUUUGACGGCACCAAUCCUCGCAAAUGGAUUGCAGAGCUCGAAUUGGCAUUUAUUGCCAAUAAUUUACCCACAGAUGCUCACCCUAGAAAAAUCGGAAUUGCAGCCUUACAUUUAGGACCAGCGAAAAUGUGGUAUGUGACCAUGGACAAUAAACCUACCACAUGGGGAAGAGCUAAUGCAAGAGACGGUUUCAAGGAACUAUUCCUAGCCAAGUAUGCUACCGAUGGCAAUAGAACGCAAGCGUCCCAACAGGCCUACACACGUACUCAAAGGAAAACAGAGUCAGUAAACGAUUAUCUCAAUGCGCUCCAAGAAAUGUGGUUAGAAUGCGGUGACCCAGUGGUCAUGCCAGAAUGGAUGAAAGUCAAUCAAUUUGUCCAUGGAUUACUACCAGCGAUAAGAACUCCAGUAAUGCAGCAAGCACCAGGAACUAUGGCCCAAGCCAUUCAAUUCGCUAAUAACUGUUUCUAUGCGAUGAGGGCUAGUGUCCAACCGUCCCACAGUGCAGAAGUCAACGAUGCGCUCUUGGAAGAAAUUGCAGCGUUGAAAGUUCAAGUGGCAGAGUUGAGGACUCUUCCGGCCAACACGAAUAAUAGUAACAACCGAGGAUACCAACAAGGCAACAACAAUCGGCGAAUGGGACCUAGAUGUCACUAUUGCGGAAAUAAUGGGCACAUACACAGAGAAUGCCGAAUCAAGGCCAGAGACAUCAAACAGGGAAGAAAGCUCAAUUGGGCAGUACCAAGAAAGAACAAUCAAGGACAGGGAAAAGGUCAGCCAC
Messenger RNA from Paraglomus occultum, 1828 nucleotides. The record is from the annotation of a GenBank genome assembly. NCBI's taxonomy places the organism in Eukaryota, Fungi, Glomeromycota, Glomeromycetes, Paraglomerales, Paraglomeraceae.